AUGUCGCGCGAAACGACCAGCCACAAACCAACGGAUAGCAGGGCGCCCCUCAGCGAAGCCCAGAAGAGUGCCGCCGCCGCUUUCAUGGGCCAGACGCUCAAGAAGGGAAUUAAGACCCUGAAAGUCGAGUUCGCCCGAAACCCCCGCGUCUACAACAUGGCCAAGUGCACCGUGUUCAGCCGCAACCAGAAGCUGAACAGAUACAAGGACGUCGGCUGCCUCGACCACAACCGCGUGCGCGUCGCCGGCGCCAACCCCGACGAGUACAUCCACGCAAACUACGUCGGCACCUUCCUCAGCCCGAAGCGCUUCAUCUGCGCCCAGGGGCCCAUGGACGCGACGUGCGGCCACUUUUGGAUGAUGGUCAUCCAGGAGAAGGUUGAGUCGAUCAUCAUGUUGUGCGAGUACGAGGAGCUGCACAAGCCGAAGUGCGCCAGAUACUACCCGGAGGAGAAGGGGCAGGAGAUGACCUUCCAAACACCUGAGCACGGUCCGAUCAUCCUCACCAACGAGCUCGAGCGCGACUUCAAAUUCCGGCACGAGACCCCGGUGAAAAUUCGCGUGUGCACGCUGAAAGUCGCCGGUCUCGGCUCCGAGAUGACGGUCACGCACUACCAUUGGGUCAAAUGGCCGGACCGCGGCGCCCCACCGCCCGACGAAGCCCCCAUUGAACUGCUCGAGAAGGUGGCCAACAAACACGCGGUCCCCAUCGUGGUGCACUGCUCGGCGGGCAUCGGCCGCACCGGGUCCAUCGUCUUGCUGCAGGCCAUCCAGGAGAAGAUCCUGGUGCAGGCCUGCGAGCAGUUUGAGGUCGAGGACCUGCUCAAGGAGUGCAGGGAGAGCCGCGCCGCCCUCGUCCAGAUGGGGCCCCAAUACUACUACGUGCACGAGGUGCUGCUCAACCACUAUUAUCGUCGGCUCGGGAGCGCAGUGGCCGGCUGCGAGAAAAACCUGAAGAACUUCACGGUCGACUACAACAAGGCGCUCGCCGAGACCACCAACAACAAA
Mesorhabditis spiculigera is the source of this 1008-nucleotide messenger RNA. NCBI's taxonomy places the organism in Eukaryota, Metazoa, Nematoda, Chromadorea, Rhabditida, Rhabditidae. The record is from the annotation of a GenBank genome assembly.